This is a messenger RNA of Triticum turgidum subsp. durum (durum wheat), 1278 nucleotides long. The record is from the annotation of a GenBank genome assembly. Lineage: Eukaryota; Viridiplantae; Streptophyta; Magnoliopsida; Poales; Poaceae.
AUGCCACGGAACGCCCCGGCCGCCGUCAGGGAAGCCUUCGCCCCCAGACGCUGCCCCAGCCUCCCGCCGGAGCUGCUGGACAACAUCCACGACCGACUGGGGUUCCUCGACCGCAUCGCCUUCGCCGCGGUCUUCGCAGCAUCCUGCGGCGGAUUCAAGCUAUCCGUGCCGUGGCUCCUCCUCCCCGGCAAGACCACGGAGACCACCGAGCUCUUCUCCGUCGCCGACCGGCGUGAUGCCACCGUGCGCGCCCCGGGCCCCGCGCUGCGCGGCCACUUCGUCGUCCUCGGCUCGUCCCGCGGGUGGCUCGCCACGGCUGACGAACUUGGUCAGAUCUACCUCGUCAACCCCGCCACCGGCGAGCAGCACGCGCUCCCGCACAUCGCCACCAUGGGCAUCUUCAACGACCGCAGGUGGCCCCACGACUCGUUCACCGUGCGUGUCCGGUGCUUUCUGACCAUCCGGUAUGGCCGCGGGCCGCCGUUCCCAGAUACUUCCUUGGGGCGUGAGGGGUACGGGGGCUACUCGUUCGCCCCCAACUAUAUGUUCUACCGGAAGGUUGUCCUUUCUCCGUGCCGCCCCGGCAGCUACGGCACCGCCAUGCUUAUCCUCUGGGAUGUUUUCGGCGCCCCGGCCUUCGCCACGGCGGACGACGGUGUCUGGAAGCUGGCGCGGUCGGAGGAUGGAGUCGAGGACGCCAUCCACCACGACGGCCAGUUUUACUCCGUCACCUACUCGGGUGUUGUCGAGGUGUGGCAGCGUGACGCGGAGUCUGGCGAGUACACAAGCACGGCUGUCACGCCAAGGCUGACCAUCGAAGAAGGCAGCUCGCGCCGGCCUCUCAAGUACCUGGUGGCAGCACCCGGUGGGCGGCUGAUGGUGGUGCUCAAGUACGGUCAUGUGACCAAGAAGCGGUACGACCGGCAAGGGUGGACAUGCUCGUUCAAGGUCCAUGUGCUCGGCGACGACGGGCAGUGGAAUGAGACAAGAGACAUCGGCGACGUCGCGCUGUUCGUCGGGGUGAACAACUCGCUGUGCGUGCCGACGAGGGGACGCUCGGAGAUCGAGGCCGGCUGCGUCUAUUUCACUGACGACAGACUCAGGGCCGUGCGCAAGGAGUAUUAUUCGCUUUGGGAUGAUGACGAUGUGGACGUUCGUGCUGUUGGGGUGUACAGCCUCAAGGACAGCACGCUGAAGAAGAUGGAGGCGCUCGGGCAAGAGUAUAACAGGUGCAGGUUCUCGCCGCCGCCGGUGUGGAUCACACCUUCUAUCCCAUGA